Molecule: messenger RNA, 4484 nt
Organism: Malaya genurostris
Lineage: Eukaryota; Metazoa; Arthropoda; Insecta; Diptera; Culicidae
Gene: insc
Exons: 7
Coding region: 924-3929 (1001 amino acids)
Biological process (GO): regulation of asymmetric cell division; apical protein localization; asymmetric cell division
Cellular component (GO): apical cortex
Molecular function (GO): cytoskeletal adaptor activity
Source: RefSeq, a predicted model, not a curated record
CCUUCAUUCGCGAGUAGUAACUAACGCGUGCGGACGUGGUUUAUGAGUGCUGCUUGGGGCUUUGCUCGGCACCGAGAAGCAUCAUCUCCCGGAGGUUCUCGUGCGGAAGAGACGCUAUCAAUUAACAUUUUUCGCGCUCGUUUCGGUGCAGUGUUUUGCAGCUUCCUUCGACGUAGGAUUAUGUUUUGCCCGGUAGGUGACAUCAGAUAAUCGUGCAGCAGCGAGUGUUGAGUUUGCAUUGAGCAGCGACCAAAGUGGAAUUCACAUUUCGCAUACCGGUCCAGUUCUGCGAAUUGCGCGCAGUGAGAUAUUGCUCACGAAAUUGGAUUUUUAGUAAGAUUGUGUAAGGGUCUGAAUGUUCACACAGAAAAUCUCGGCAAAAGCGUUCAACUCGUCUCGCGAUGGUGCAGCAACGAUGGUGGAUGAAGAUAACAGCGCUACUGUGAAUGUGCAAGGAAUAUGAAUUAUCGUGAUACCACUGUAAAUUGAAGUGUUUCGAUUGGAUCGACAGUUGCGAAGAAAAUAAAUUACGCCAAAUGUUUAAUGAAUUGUUGGUGAUUGUGGUGAUCUAUUUUGGUAGAUUGAGUGCUUCGUAAAUAAUCAAUCAAGAUUCCGUGCUCGUGCUGGAAACAACAUAACAAGAGCUUCUGGUAGCACCACGAGGUUGAAGUUAUCGUAAGGAGGAUUAAUUACGUAUCAUCAUCGAGAAGAUUUUACGUAUCAUAUACGACUGACGUCAAUCAAGUAGUCAAUCAUAGGUGCCACUCGAUUACAGGUAGUCUUCCUAAAGCAUACCGACAUUGUGGUCAUUUCAUCCAAUUGAGACGCCUCUUCGAGACACUCAUGCCGCUUCGAAACAGUCGUGCUGACUUCAGUCUAUUAUCGGUUUCCGUACUUGAAUUUUGCUGAUAUCAUUUUUUAAGAUGUCACGUUCAAACUUCCAACGUUCCCAGAGCCGUGUCUGGUAUGGGGACAGUGCAUUGGAAAAUCCUUUCUAUGGUAGAGCUGGCGGCAUGAACAAUGGAUAUUUUUAUCACCACAAUCAGAUUCAUUCCGGCAGGCAACCACCGGCGUUCAGACCGACCCGACUGGCUAGAUUUCCGGAAAUGGAUGAGGAGGAGGAACUCGGGCUCCAGAGUACGCCUGAAAAGCAGAUCAAUAUUAAUCUGAGCAGCAGCAACGGAAGCAGCAGCAGUAAUACAUUAUGGAGUGUGACAACUCGGCAGGGUAGUCCUGCCAGCCACAAGAGUCAGGAUUCGGGAUUUUCGGACACAGAAGGAUCUCCAAACAUGCCCUCUAUCAACAGCAACAGUAGUUCAGCCAGCAAGAAUUGUAACGAAAAUCUGUCCUCCCCAGAUAAAUUAACGCCAAAGCGAACGAUCAACGAACAGCUUUUCCAAAGAUCACCAUCGACAAGUAGUGAAGCUCCGACUCCGCCAACCGUUAUUCGUCGACCUUUACUUCCAUCGGAAGAAAGAGUACGCGCCGAGCUCAGUCCUCGCCGAAUAUCGUACAGUGAGUCAAACUCUCCUACUCCCAGCGUAGAUCUGAUUUCUAAGAUCGAUAGUUUAAAUUUCAACAACACAUCACCCCUCGAUGCUAGUCAAUUGAACACGAGGCUCGACUCGACCGAAAUCGAAGAUAUUUCGGGACCUUCAUCACUUCCCAUAUCCUACCAAUGUGCUUUGCGAAAUAGUGCAAGUUCCUUAAAACGCGGACGCGUCCUUACCAAAUGCAGUCGGGUGAAACGAAAUCUGAAUCAGCAGCUACAGGAUUCUGACGAAGAGAUGAUUUCGUUGGAUAGCAGUGAGUUGACCAACAUCCUCAAUCAAACCUUGGCGCAGGACGUCAGUUUGUCAGUGUUGCAAACGCCCAAAAGUAUUCUGAAAUCUCCCGCAACGUACAACAAUGAAACAGUAGUUUUAAGUUAUGUUCCUCAAGAAGUAAACAACAACACCAACCAAAGCUCGAAUAGAAAAGAGCUGCCAACGCGCGAGAGAGAGCUGCCAACGUAUGCCGAGCUAUAUCCGAACGGAACCUCUACUCCGAUCAUGUACCCACCGAAAUUCUAUCGUUCGCUACCUCCAACACCGACACGAACGCUGCGAAGUCCCGUCAAAGUUCGACCAAUGAAAUUGAUUGACAAUUUCUACGAGGAACCGGACCAGAAUCCCACCAACCGUAUUUCAAACGGAAGCGAAUUAAAUUUCACCCAGUAUGACAAUCCACUUCUCAACGGUCACACUCCCGCUGUGCAGUCCUGGUUGGAUGGAUUACGCUUCUCCUGUCAAAAUGAGGUUAUGUCUAUUUUGCAAACUAAAUCGAUCAGUGCCGCAGUAUCGCGAAAUCUCAAGAUGACUUCUGCAACUGCGGUCAAACUAACACGACAUUUGCAAUCAAAGGUAGCAGUUCUCCAGGGUGAAUUCGAAAAGGUCGAGAAGCUAUUCGCUUCGAUCAAGCGCUAUCAGCAGCAACAAGAGGACGAUGAUGAUGAUGAUGAAGAUGAGAAGGAAAUCUACCAAAAAGCAGCACCAUUGGUUCAAAGUCUUGCAACCAACAUCUAUGAAUUUGUUCAGAAACAGAAAUCGAUUGAUUAUUUCGGUAAAGAUCCUAACGAGCGAACUGAUCGUAAAAAGUUUCUGGAAAACAGUCAGUCGUUGGUGGAUAUGACGACAGAUCUGAGGGUCGCUGCUGCCAAUGGAGAUGAUUUCGACUAUAGAUCUGUUGAGGAAGAGGUCCAGAUUGUGAAGCGAUACUUCUUGAUAACGAUACGAUUGAUCUUCAAGAAUCUGAUCAAAGUGAUCAUUGACUCGAUCGAGGAUUCCAAGUGUGACCUGAUGUUGCGAUCGAAUCUAACCUACGUUGCCAGUUUGUCUAAUCUCGACUACCAAGGGUUGGCGUCGUUGAACGAUGCGUUCAUUUCCAACGGCACGGUGCGAGCCUUACUAAUCGUGUGCAUGGACUGUAAGUUUUCCUCGAUCAGAGCAUUGGCUCUUCGGGCUCUAGCAACGGUUUGCUCGACGACGGAAACCAUUCGACAGCUGGAGAAGGCCGAUGGGGUAGAAGUUUUACGCGACAUACUGGCCGAUCAGAGAUCCAACGAGCGCGGAGAUCCGGAACUUCGGGAAGCCGUGUCGGUGCUUACGCAGAUAACCGCACCCUGGCAUGGCGAGGAACAUCGCAUCGACGGUUUGCGGCAGCACGUGCAUGCGAUUGUGGAAGCGGUGACGGAAAUCGUUGAACGGACGACCUGCUGCCAAACGCUGCUGCUUUGCUCCGCUUGCCUGAACAACCUAACGAGGAUUGAGGCCACUGCCGUGUAUUCGCUGAUGUCGCACGAAACGCCCGGGAAACUGAAAGUGGCCGCCGAGAAACGAGGACCCGGUGCCUCCGUAUUCCUUUUCGAACAAAUCACCUCAAUGCUGUACAAUAUGUCAUCGAAUCGAAAGUCCCAUCACCACUUGGCCGCCCGACCCUUGGUACUUUUCCUUACCACCAUAUUCAACCAAAAAUUCUACGAUCGGUCGGACAGCCGCGUCGAGUCGGAAGCCCAGCGGAAAACGGUGAAAAACAUUCUACACAUACUAUCGCGGCUAAUCGGCAGUGCUGCCAUCGGUGGUCAUGACGAUCUACUGGAGGGAACGGUUUUACCGAUUUUCGCCCGGGUCGAGCGCAGCCUCGAUAGCCGCAGUGAAUACUUUCGCGACGUGUCCUGCCUCAACCGCCGGUUGAACGAAAGUCUCGGUCAGAGACCGGCCGGAGCAGGGACACCACCCGGACCGGGUGGGUCUACGAUUGUCAGCAUAAAUCCCGUUAGCGCCAUCACCGGCAGGGCAACAAAUCCUUACAUAACAAGAUUAACGAUCGAACGGCAACCGAACGGGGGCAUUGUUAUGCUGGACAAAAAUCGUCAGGAGAGUUACGUUUGAUUUGCGGUUUUCAUUUGCUGCACUUUGUAAGUGGAUACAAUUUUAAUGCAAUUGACUAACGGCAGGAAAUGGGGAAAUUCGGUAAUUUUAUCAGAUUCAAAUGGAUUUUAUGCUUCGGACGAAUAGUUAAGGGGACUGUUUUGGCUGCCGUGCUUUUCGAUGAAUUAUGUAUCACUCAGCCUGAUGAAAAAUUUACAAAUAAAUCAAGUUGUUCCGAUUGCAGCUGCAAAGUCCGAAUCCAGUAUCAAGUGGUUGAAGUAAAUUAGAUUAACUUACCGGCGCCGUCAACGACGAACAACGAAUACGUUAUCGAAUAAUUUAAUAUUAGUUGUGCCAUAUAUACAAUUUCAUACAGUGUUUUGGUGUUUAAGCGCAUGUCUGUAAAUAUUUAUGUAUUGUACAAGAAGAACCAAUGAAACUCACUAAUAAGAAAUUUAAAAAAUUAAAUCACCUCCUUUGGGGAUUCAUUGGCUUACGAUUACUGCUCUAAUGAUUGUUAUAAAAUUUCUGUAUGUCAUUUCAACGCAGAGUAUUAAUAUAUGCCUCGAUAAAUUA